Messenger RNA from Carassius auratus (goldfish), 3790 nucleotides. Its product is annotated as NACHT, LRR and PYD domains-containing protein 12-like. The transcript is spliced from 12 exons. NCBI's taxonomy places the organism in Eukaryota, Metazoa, Chordata, Actinopteri, Cypriniformes, Cyprinidae. Bases 22 to 3171 code for a protein of 1049 amino acids. Gene Ontology annotation, molecular function: protein binding. The record is from RefSeq and is a predicted model, not a curated record.
CUGAACCAAGCUGUGUGUUUCAUGAAAAAUGCAAUGGAAAGUCCAUCUUGCUUUAGUUCUGAAGACUUUUGUGCUGAUGUCAGUCUGUGUGAGGAAGAAUCUCCUGGACCCAGCUGUGUGUCCAUGAAGACUGAUGCAUCAAUGGAUUGUCCAUUUAAAUUCAGUUCAGGAGACCCUUCUGCUAAUGUGAGGCUGACUGAGGGUGAUCCUCCUGAACCCAGCUGUGUGUCCAUGAAGACUGAUGCAUCAAUGGAUUGUCCAUUUGAAUUCAGUUCAGGAAACCCUUCUGCUAAUGUGAGUAACAAACGAGAUGGGUCAGUGUCUACAAUUGGAAAGAAGCAGCUGGGCUCCAUUUUUAAGAAGCUUGAGGACACAGUCAUUUCUAUAUUGAAGAAAGAGCUGAUGAGGUUCAAGGCAAUACUAAGCUCAGAUUACCCAGUGUCCUCUGAGAUAGAGGAAGAACAUCAGCUCACAGAGGAGUUUCUGAAGAUCACACUUGACGCCCUGAGAAAGAUGAACCAGAGAGACCUCGCUAAAACACUACAGACCAAGCUGGCCCCUUUGUAUGUGAAAAAGCACAAAUCCAGACUAAAGGAUGCCUUUCAACUAAUAAACGAAGGAAUAUCAAAGCAAGGAGACUCGCUUCUGAAUGAGAUCUACACAGAGCUUUACAUCACAGAGGGAGGGAGUGGAGAGGUCAACGAUGAGCAUGAAGUGAGACAGAUUGAGAAAACAUCCAGAAGACCAGAAAUGCCAAUCAAAUGCAAUGACAUCUUCAAAACCUUACCAGAACAAGACAAACCCAUCAGAACUGUGCUGACUAAAGGAGUGGCUGGAAUUGGAAAAACUAUCUCUGUGCAGAAGUUUAUCUUGGACUGGGCUGAAGGGAAAGAUAAUCAGGAUAUUCAUUUCAUGUUUCCACUUCCAUUCAGAGAGCUGAAUUUGAUGAAGGAAAAAAAUAUAAGUCUGGUGGGGCUUCUGUAUCAAUUUUUUACAGAUACAGAAGGGCUGAGAUCAAAAGACUUUCAUGACUAUAAUGUCCUAUUCAUCUUUGAUGGUCUUGAUGAGUGUCGACUUCCUCUAAAUUUCCGAAACAAUCAGAGGUUGUGUGAUGUAACAGAAUCAGCCUCAGUGGACGUACUGCUGACCAACCUCCUCAUGGGGAAUCUGCUUCCUUCUGCUCUCCUCUGGAUCACCACUCGACCUGCCGCAGCCAAUCAGAUUCCUCCUGAGUGUUUCGACCAAAUCACAGAGGUUCGAGGCUUCAAUGACCCUCAGAAGGAUGAGUAUUUCAGGAAGAAGAUACAUAAUGACACUAUGGCCAAUAAAAUCAUCACACACAUCAAAUCAUCAAGGAGCCUCCACAUCAUGUGCCACAUCCCGGUGUUCUGCUGGAUUACAGCCACUGUACUAGAAGCAAUGCUAUGUGAAUCAGAAAGUGGGAAGAUUCCCAAUACUCUCACUCAAAUGUUCACACGCUUCCUAUUCUUUCAGACAAAACUGAAGACCCAGAAGUAUGAAGGAAAAUGCGAUGUGGAUCUUCAGCAGACCAAAAAAAAUAUUCUCUUACUGGGCAAACUGGCUUUUGAACAGCUGGAAAAGGGGAACCUGAUCUUCUAUGAGGAAGACCUGAGAGAGUGUGGCAUUGAUGUCAGAGAAGCGUCUGUGUACUCAGGAGUUUGCACACAGAUCUUCAGAGAGGAGUUUGGGCUGCACUUGGGGAAAGUCUUCAGCUUUAUGCACCUGAGCAUUCAGGAGUUUCUUGCUGCUGUAUAUGUGUUUGUGUCCUUUGUCAACAAAAAUAUCUUCACUUCCAAGUCAAAAAUGGAGGAGUUUCUAAAGAGUGAGGUGGACAGGGCCUUACAGAGUGCAAAUGGACACCUGGACCUUUUCCUUCGUUUCCUUCUGGGUCUAUCACUGGAGUCUAAUCAAACAGUCUUUCGAAGCCUUCUGAAACAGCGAGGACAUCACUUUCAAAGUGGACAGGUCAUUGUUAAGUACAUUAAGAGGAAGAUUAGGCAAAAUCCCUCUUCAGAGAAAUCAAUCAAUCUGUUCUACUGUCUAAAUGAAUUAAAUGAUCAUUCUCUGGAGCAGGAAGUACAAAUAUUCCUGAAGAGAGGUAGAAGUGGUAUUUCCAACCUCUCUCCUGCUCAGUGGUCAGCUCUAGUUUUUAUGUUGCUAAACUCAGAAAAGGAAAUGAAUGAGUUUAAACUGAGUGUAUAUUAUCCAUCUGAAGAAUGUUUACUGAGGUUGCUGCCAGUGGUAACAGCAUCCAGGAUAGCCGAUCUGAGCAGAUGUCAUCUCAAAGAUGAAAGUUGUUCAGCUCUGGCCAAAGUUCUCAGCUCAUACUCAAGUCUGAGAGAACUGAACCUGAGUAACAAUAACCUGCCCGAGAGUGGAGUGAGGGUGCUCAGUGCUGGACUGGGAAGUUCAACCUGUCAUGUGGAGACAUUAAAGUUAUCUAAUUGCUGUAUUGGAGAUGUAGGUUGUGCUGCUCUGGCUACAGCUCUGAGAUCAAACCCCUCACACAUGAGGGAACUUAAUCUCAACAGAAACACACUGGGAGAUUCUGGAGCAAAGUUGCUUUCUGCUCUAAUUGAAGAUCCACAGUGUAAACUGGAGAAACUACAGCUGUCUCACUGCAGUAUUGGAGAGGAAGGUUGUGCUCUUCUGGUUUUAGCUCUGAAAUCAAACCCCUUACACCUGGAAGAACUCGAUCUGAGCUUUAAUAAACCAGGAGAUUCAGGAGUGAUGCUGCUGUCUGCUGUACUGAUGGAUCCACAGUGUAAACUGGAGAGACUACAACUGGAAUACUGCUGUAUUGGAGAUGAAGGUUGUGCUGCUCUGGCUACAGCUCUGAAAUCAAAACCCUCACACCUGAGAGAACUGAAUCUGAACAGGAACACACUGGGAGAUUCUGGAGCAAAGUUUCUUUCUACUCUACUUGAGGAUCCACAGUGUAAACUGGAGAAACUGCAGUUAUCUAAUUGCUAUAUUAGAGAUGAAGGUUGUGCUGCUCUGGCUUCAGCCCUGAAAUCAAACCCUUCACACCUGAGAGAACUCCAUCUCAAUAAUAAUGAAUUAGGAGAUUCAGGAGUGAAACUACUCUCUGGUCUACUGGAGGAUCCACAAUAUAAACUAGAGGAGCUACAUAUAUGUCCUGUACUUUAAAUGCAAAACAAACAACUGCCUUCUGUCAUGAAGAACAAACAGCUGCUUGCUGCCACCUGGACACACACUUUGUCUGUAAGGGUUAUGAACUCACAUGUAGUAAUAACUGAAAUUUAAAAAUCUGCUGAUGUUGUACUACUUGCAGCAAUACAGUAAAAUACAUGUUUUCUAUGCAUUCCAUUCCAUUACAAAAUGCUUGACAAACUGCUUUUAUGCAUUUUUGUUCUUUACUGUGUAAUUGUCCAGAAUGCUAGAGAUAUGAUGGUUCAGACUCAUUACCAUUUAAAAUAAUUAAUAGGUGUGAUCAAAUCCUGCGGGAGUGAACCUGUCAGUGUGUUACAUGUAUAUAAAGUGGUGUGUAAAGAAACUGAUAUUUGAUAAUGCUUUGGCAAUGCACACAUCUUUUGAGUGAAAUACUGAAUGAAAUACGUUUUUCUUUUUUAUCUACUUAAACUUUUUACAUCUUUUAUUGUAGUUUUAAAACAAAGAACAUAUAAAUAACAUAAAACAAAUACAUAAUAAACAAAAAUGAAGAAAGCAAUAAGAAUAUAUACAUAAUGCUAUUUCUGACUCAUGCUUGUCAUGUGAUGUUACUUCUCACUGCUUGGACAUUGUCAUU